CUCCCUUCUCCAAUGAGGCCAUUCUCCAAUUCAUUCCCACUUCUACUUCCACUUCUUCCUAAAAAUAAAUAAAUAAAUAAUCAAGAACACAACUAUUAUUAUUAUCACUACUACCACCACCAACUCCAUCAGGAUGCGGUCCUCAUUCGCUCAUCUCCUACAACUCCUACUCUUCGUCCUACCCCUCAUCAAUGCCCACGACCUCCAUCCAUCCUCUCCAUCCUGCCGACCAAUCCAGAAGCGUCAGCUAGUCUCGUCGGGCGAGGGAGGCGCGACCAAUGGACCAUCGAGUACCCCUCAAUCGGCUGGAUAUACCUGUGAUCCAAACUCGUGCAAACUGCCUAGCUGUCAAUGUGCUUCCACUUCCCCUCCGGGUGGCUUGAACCCCAAGGAUGUGCCCCAGUUCAUCCUUUUCACCGCCGAUGAUGCUGUGCAAUCCUAUACGAUCAACUCGGUCAACCAGUUCCUUGCCCAAAGGAAGAAUCCUAAUGGAUGUGCUCCAAAAAUGACCUACUUCGUUUCGUUGAACUAUACCAACUACUCCAUGGUCACAGAUUGGUAUGUUGCUGGAAAUGAAAUUGCAGACCACACAAUGACCCACGUCGGCAGCGCGCCUGUGAACGAAAUCGAUGGAAACAUCAUCGCUCUUAACUCACUCUCUGGGAUCCCCAUCUCAGCCAUCCAGGGCUUCCGUGCUCCCUAUCUCAAUUAUACCAUUGAUACCAUGAAGCAUCUCAAGGACGCCGGCUUUACCUAUGACUCAUCCACCAGUUCCAGCAGUCCGGCCAAUGACUCCAUCACUGAUGCUUACUGGCCAUACACGCUUGACAACGGCUUUGCAAAUGACUGUCUCAGCGUGCCUGGACUGUGCCAAGGAAAAGUCAAACUACCUGGCAUGUGGGAGAUUCCCAUGUAUGGUAUCUUUGAUGAAAAGCAAGCAGGUGGCGUGCAUCUGAUGGACCCAUGGCUCGAUGACCCUGACCCAAACAAGGUCCUCGAAUGGAUGAAGUCUACCUUCCUGACCCACUACAACGGCAACCGUCAACCCUUCGGACUCUACACCCAUCCCAUCCAUCUUGCCACCGGCUACCCUGGUGUUACCGAUCCGAAGGCUCAGAUUAACAUGGUCAACCAAUUUCUCGACUGGGCUCAACAGAUGCAAGGUGUAUGGAUCGUCAGUAAUGCUCAAUUGCUCGAGUGGAUCAAGCAUCCAGUCCCCAUGAACAACCUCAACUCUGUAUCUGCAUUAGGAUGCUCGACUCCAUCCGUUACUGAGAAGAUCUGCAACGGUAUGCCUGAUAAUGAGAAGGGCUUGCUCCAAAACUGUGCAUUCAGCGACUUCCCAUUCACUACGUGUUAUGGAUGUCCUUCGGUGCCACCGUCGCCCAGUAACCCGUUACCGCCUCAAUCGGGCAGCAACCCUCGCCACCGAUUGCCCGCUAACUGUUCGACCCCGUUCUGGGACCCGAUUGGCAACAAGUGUCUCUGCACCUCAAGUGCCUGUCAAUUCAGUGAUAUGACCCGCCCCAUCGGCCCCAACGGAGCCAACUUGACCGGCGGCGGCACUGGUGCGCCCGAUGGCUCCGGCAAAACUAUUUACACCCCGUUCAAAAACUCGGCGGAAGCUCAGUUCAAUGUCCAUUCAGCCGUAACCCCUGCUCUCAUGGUUGCCGCUCUAUCGAUUUUAUUUCUUUGAGAGUUGUCAGAUGAAGCCAUAACGUUCAUGCUUUAAUCCCGUCACCCCCUCUUUUCUUCAUAUCACUUUCCUUUUAUCCAUCUUGAUCACACACGAGUUUGAUUUGAAUCUAACGAUUGAUUACUAUAAAUAACCUUAUUCUGAUCAUCUUGUGUCACAAGCAAUAGUUGUCUUUAUAUAUAACUUUCUCACCUCUGUGUCCGAUGGAAUGUUUUGUGCAAGGUUAUUUCCUUGCAUUCAUUCUUUCCCCUCAUUUUCUUGAUGGACAGGAUCUUGUACCCCAUCCUUUGUUAUUCUGUACCAUCAUUUGCACCCCUCUUUCUCACUCUUUUGUUCCCUCGAUUUUUCUCGUUUCGCUCGCUUUUGUUUUCCUCUGCCUUAUGUUGUUUCAGGAAGGUUUGGAUGAAUCAUCGGAACCAGAUCAUUAUUUGUCAGUCAGAUCGAAAAAUCAAUUCAAGUAUUUGGCAAUCCGUUUGUGUGUGUGGUUGGAAUAGGACUAGCCUCCUUCCUUUGUUCACUGGGAUGGGCGUAAGCUUCUUUCAC
Puccinia graminis f. sp. tritici CRL 75-36-700-3 is the source of this 2239-nucleotide messenger RNA. RefSeq lists its product as uncharacterized. Bases 134 to 1696 code for a protein of 520 amino acids. The transcript is spliced from 7 exons. The record is from RefSeq and is a predicted model, not a curated record. Gene Ontology annotation, biological process: carbohydrate metabolic process. Lineage: Eukaryota; Fungi; Basidiomycota; Pucciniomycetes; Pucciniales; Pucciniaceae.